This is a messenger RNA of Bufo gargarizans (Asiatic toad), 1080 nucleotides long. RefSeq names its product arrestin 3 (gene ARR3). Bases 1 to 1080 code for a protein of 359 amino acids. Gene Ontology annotation, molecular function: G protein-coupled receptor binding. The transcript is spliced from 15 exons. The record is from RefSeq and is a predicted model, not a curated record. Lineage: Eukaryota; Metazoa; Chordata; Amphibia; Anura; Bufonidae. Gene Ontology annotation, biological process: signal transduction; G protein-coupled receptor internalization; visual perception.
AUGGCAGAAGGUUCCAGAGUUUUCAAGAAAACCAGUCCUGAUGGGAAGUUAUCGAUCUAUCUUGGAAAGCGGGACUUUGUGGAUCACGUGGAGUUUGUCGAACCUGUUGAUGGGGUGAUUUUAAUUGAUCCAGAGUGUCAAAAAGACAAGAAAGUGUUUGUGUUACUGACCUGUGCUUUCCGCUAUGGUCGGGAUGACAUGGAGCUCAUUGGCUUGAGUUUCAGAAAGGACCUAUAUGUGCUGUCUUGCCAAGUAUACCCCCCAUUGCCUGAGGACAAGAAGCCGUUGACCCCAUUACAAGAGAAACUAGUUGCAAAGUUGGGGGAUAAUGCCUUCCCUUUCUGUUUUAAUAUUGACAAGAACUUGCCAUGUUCUGUGACACUGCAACCAGGACCAGAUGAUGGUGGGAAGCCCUGUGGAGUGGACUUUGAGGUGAAAGGUUUCAGCGCAGAAAAUGCAGAGGAGAAAGUCCACAAGAAGAACACAGCGCGGCUUAUUAUUAGGAAAGUCCAGUAUGCCCCAGAGGUCAGAGGACCAGCCCCAUCUGCAGAAAUCACACGUCAGUUCAUGAUGUCAGACAAGCCACUGCAACUGGAGGCCUCACUAAAUAAAGAGAUGUAUUAUCAUGGUGAACCAGUCACAAUCAAUGUGAAAAUCAACAAUUCAACCAAUAAAAUUGUGAAAAAGAUCAAGAUCACAGUGGAGCAGGUGACAGAUGUGGUGCUGUACUCGCUGGACAAAUACACAAAGAUUGUUUUCAGCGAGGAAAUGAAUGAUACUGUAGCAGCCAAUUCAUCAUUCUCCCGAUCAUAUUCAGUGACUCCACUACUGGCAAGUAACCGGGAAAAGCGUGGUCUAGCACUGGACGGCAAGCUGAAGCAUGGAGAUACUAACUUGGCAUCAUCAACAAUUAUGCGCCCAGGAAUGGACAGGGAAGUGAUGGGCAUACUGGUAUCUUACAAAGUCAAAAUAAAUUUGAUGGCAUCCAGAGGCGGCAUUCUAGGAGAUCUUACCUCAAGUGAUGUCGGGGUGGAACUACCUCUUGUACUGAUGCACCCAAAACCAUCUGAAGACAAGUAG